UCUGUUCUUCCACAUCUGAAGGUGAGCUUCAGUUGGUGUUGUUUCCAAUGGGAUGAUGCUGGUUAGGAAGCUCUUAGUGUACUUCAGUCGAGUUUUGUUUAUAUUUCUGGGUUUCAAUUUUUUUCUAUAUGGAUGUCUUGUGUGUUAUAUCUAUCGAAAGCUGUUACAUUGUACCUGUCCAUUUACUUGCUUUUUUGAUUCCAGAUGUGCAAGACUGUGCCAAUUCUCCACUCAAUAACUUUUAAACGUCAAACAUUUUCCAGUAAUCACGCAUUAUAGAAACAUAGAAAAUAGGUGCAGGAGUAGGCCAUUCGGCCCUUUUGAGCCUGCACUGCCAUUCAAUAUGAUCAUGGCUGAUCAUCCAACUCAGUACCUGCCUUCUCUCCAUACCCCCUGAUCCCUUUAGUCACAAGGGCCACAUCUAACUCCCUCUUAAAUAUAGCCAAUGAACUGACCUCAACUGCCUUCUGUGGCACAGAAUUCCACAGAUUCAACACUUGUGCAAAAUGUUUUUCUCAUCUCGGUCCUAAAAGACUUCCCCCUUAUCCUUAAACUGUGACCCCUUGUUCUGGACUUCCCCAACAUCGGGAACAUUAUGUAUAAUUGUUUUGCUUCAAUAAAUGUCUAUCUUAUUCAUAGAUCAUGGCUCCACUGAGAAAAUUAAAGAAAGUGUGAAAAAUGAACGGUGAGAUUUUCUUUCCAGUUGCCAACUGAAAUAUAAACUGAAAUUAGUUGUGAUGCUUUAAGUAUUUUGGUCAAAUAGGACCUAUAGAGGACAUUGGAUUAAGGUGAAGGGGAAAAGAUAUAAUAGGAAUUUGAGGGGUAACUUUUUCACACAAAGGGUGGUGCAGUAUGGAACAAGCUGCCAGAGGAGGUACUAUUGAGGCAGGAACUAUCCCAAUGUUUAAGAAAUUGUUAGACAGGUACAUGGAUAAGACAGGUUUGGAGCGAUAUGGGCCACAUGCGGGCAGGUGUGACUAGUGUGUAGGAAAGAACUGCAGAUACUGGCUUAAACUGAAGAUAGACACAAAAAUGUGGAGUAACUCAGUGGGACAGGCAGCAUUGUUGGAGAGAAGGAAUGGUUGACGUUUCGGGUCGAGACUCUUCUUCAGAGUCUGAAGAAGGGUCUCGACCUGAAAUAUCACCCAUUCCUUCUCUCCAGAGAUGCUGCCUGUCCUGCUGAGUUCUUCCAGUUUUUUGUGUCUAUCUUCAGGCGGGACUAGUGUAGCUGGGACAUGUUGGCAGGUCUGGGCAAGUUGGACCAAAGAGCCUGUUUCCAUGCCGUAUCACUCUGACUAUGACUCUAUAGCAGUGCAGUAAGCCAUUGUGUAUAAUAUACAGGUUGAAACUAGAAUUGCCAGCAAAGGCUUUUCUUACCACACCUGCACCUUACCACUGGUAUAAUUUAAGCAUAUAUUCUUCGUCUCUUGCGACUUACCAAGUCUCUCCAACCUCAUCCAAAAACCCAUCAGCUUUUACACGUGUUGAUGAUGCUCAGUCGUAUCUUGCCACCAUUUGCAGGACGCUUUCUUUACAGAGUGAUGGAUGCCUUGAGCGUGCUGCCAAGAGUGGUGGUGGAGGCUGAUAUGAUAGUGGCAUUUAAGAGGCUUUUAGAUAGACACAUGGAUUUGCAAGGAAUGGAGGCAUAUGGAUAAUGCACAAGCAGCGGAGAUUAGUUUAACUUGCGGGGAGGUCAGUCAGUAUAUGUUAUGGACUAGGCAGUGUUCAUCACUUUUUGCAAUCAUCAUAAUUCCUGAAUUACUCCAAUUGCUGAACCAAGUGUGAUGCAACCAGUUAAUAUGCUCUCCACUGUACACCUGUAGAAGUUCAAUAGUAUUUGUCGAUAUACUGAAUCUCCUCAAUCUUCUAAGGAAGUAGAGACAUUGAUUCUACAAUUGAACAGGGGCAGGUAGGACUAGUGUAGAUGGGGCAUCUUGGUUGGCAUGAACAAAUAGACCUAAGGGCCUGUUUCCAUGCUGUAUGGCUCCAUCUCUAUUGUGCUUUGGAGGUGCCUGCUGCAAAGAAUCCAUACUUCUGUAUGAUUUACUGUGGAAGAAGGAAAGUUUGUGGUGAAUUUGAGGCCUUAAUCUUCAAAUAUUUCCACAGGUGAGUAAAGGCUGUACUUAGGCACUAAAAAUAGUGAUUACUUUUAUCAGCGAGCUCUUCCUCCACUUUGAAUUGAAAGUAGACAUUGAUAUAACCUCUUCAGUGGUGAAAGGUGACCUCAUGGUCCAGUGUAGGUUGCGGGAGAGCACAUUGUUACUGUUGUUGGAGCAUGGUGCCUCACAGAUGCCUCGACUUGAGCUGCCAGAUGUUCUGCCUUUGCACAAUUAUGGUGCCACAUUUUAAACUGAAGGCUCUGUGUAAAGUUAAGUCUUCACUGCCACAAGAUCUAUGUGGUUGGCACUUCUACUGAAGCUAUAUUGGAUAGAUGUUUCUGCUGCAGGUAAAUGUUGAGGAUUAGAUCAAGUAAGUUUUUAUGCCUUUGAAUUUGCCAAUCUGCCAGCUAUAUCUUUAGCUGGCUCAGUCAAUGGUGGUGCUACCAAGCCACUCUUGGUAACAGACAUUUUAAGUUCUUUACCCCCUUCACCCCGAGUACAUACUGUGCCUUUCCUAUUCACAGGCUUCUUUCAAAUGUUGUUCAAUGUGGUGGAUCAACAAUUCAUCAGCUGAAAAUGACAUGGGCGAUAUUAAGAUUGUUUCCCUGCCUAUGUUUCACCUGAUGCCAAGGCUUCAUGGGGUCUGGAAUCAAUGAAUUUUAAUGGCCAUCUCUACUGUUUAUUGCAUGGUGAUACCUACGGCCUCCUUGCAAAGAAUAGGGCAUAAGAGGGGUUAAGAUGUACCUGUAAGAAUGAGUGACAAGUUGUUGCUCGACAGUGCUCCCUGAUUACAUGCAGUCCGCAGACACGUGCACUAGUGGGCCGAAGGGCCUGUUUUCAUGCUGUAUGACUGACUUUGAAAACAACUUGGCUGUGUCAGAGUUUGAGUCAAAUGUGGAUGGAUUAUCAGGUUUUAUUCUUUCUCCGUUGUCGUUGCAGUCCUACUGAAUGUCUUGUUAGUCCAUAACAUAAUCUGAGGCAAGUAUUGGGUCAAUAGAACUCAUUUACACAUCUAAUGUCGGAAACUAUCCAGUCUGGUAUAGGAUGGCACAAUUUUGAUUAAAUUGAAGGAUUGGUUUAAAUAAUAUCUUGUAAAGUAUUUUGUGUUAAGGCUUGUUUGUUCUUUAUUUUGCCCCUUUGUGUUUCUUUGUGCAACAAUGAUUUUCCACAAAGCAAUUGCCAUAAAACAAAACCCUUUAAUACCAUGCCUAUGGCAACAAGACCAAUAAUAAAUACCCUUGAAGGAAAGAGAAUAACGUUUGAACUAUAAUUUACAAUGUUUAAUAUCAUAAGACACAGGAGCAGAAUUAGGCCAUUUGGUUCAUCAAGUCUGCUCUGCCAUUUGCUGAUGACUGAUAUUUGUCCGCCUCAAAUUCUCCUGCCUUCUCCCCAUAACCUUUGACAUAAAUCAAAUUUGGGAAGGCUGUUAUUACAGUAUCUUGUUGAUAAAAUUAAAUGUCAGAAAUCAAGGAUUAUGCCAUGCUUAUCAGAUUUGAAUCAUCAUUAACUUCCCAUGUUGCUUUGUCUUGGAUCCAACAGUAGUCUCCAACAUGGAGUGGAAAGUAUUUCGAGUGAUUCUGGUGUAUUGGAUAGUGAGGAUUUACCUCCGAAAGGGACAGUGUCACCAUCAUAUUCUGCUUGUAAGGUGAUUAAACCAAAGUACAAAAGCUUUCUUCGUGCUGUUCAGAAGAAACAAUUAUUCAUGAGUCCAGUUUUUGUUGGCCGUACAAUGGUGAAGUCCUUCAUUAAUCACAAUACUCAAGUGAAAGUUGAUCCCAAGGAAAAAGAGAGGAUCCGUCUGGCAAAACUUAAGAAAACGCAAGAGCAAAAAGAAAGAAGCCAGAAACUGGAGGAAGGGAAAACACACAAAUGGGAAGAGCUUAAAAAGUAA
Leucoraja erinaceus (little skate) is the source of this 3990-nucleotide messenger RNA. Its product is annotated as inner centromere protein-like. The transcript has 3 exons. Gene Ontology annotation, cellular component: nucleus; kinetochore; meiotic spindle midzone. NCBI's taxonomy places the organism in Eukaryota, Metazoa, Chordata, Chondrichthyes, Rajiformes, Rajidae. The record is from RefSeq and is a predicted model, not a curated record. Gene Ontology annotation, biological process: positive regulation of protein serine/threonine kinase activity; metaphase chromosome alignment; mitotic cytokinesis. Bases 3613 to 3990 code for a protein of 125 amino acids. Gene Ontology annotation, molecular function: protein serine/threonine kinase activator activity.